AGAAUCGCUGAAAGAAUGUCGCUAAUGUGGUUAAAAGUGUGCCACAAAAGUGUGCUGGAUCAAAGAAUUGUAGGAGGCCCGAAGGAUAGUGACACCGUUAUCGGAUGCAUCGUUCGGCACAUAAUAAUGGGCCCACGCCCCUCCGAGCCUUUGCAAUAAAUGCUCUCAACAAUUUUACGAUGCAAAUAUGCAGAUGCGAAGAUAUAUCUUCGUUGAACGCGCGAGGCGUACCUUCGGCGAAUGUUUUGGAUGGAUGUCAUUCGCUAAAAGCGAUUUCAUCGGUUUAAAACGAUUGAAACGUGAUUAAAGUUUUAACAAUGAAGCUGUACGGUAAAUGUACAACGGCGAGACAACAAAUAGCGCCGAAUUAAUUUCUCAUGAAUAAUAUGUAUCACAAUGCUGCUUUUCUACUUAAACGAGCCAUUUAAACACACAGUAUUAAAGUUUAAUAUUAAUUAUAUUAAUAAUCCAAUAUUGGUAAUAUUAAAUUAUAUACUAAUAAAUUGCGAAAAGCACAAAAUAUGAUGGCAACAAGAAUAUAACCGCUCAGUUAUUUCUGCGUUAUGAUGCAAAGUUUCACGAAUCCUCUUGGACUCGAUCCCUUAAAGCUUUCCGUUCCCAAAAAUUUUGGCACAUGACGGCGACGUGUCAUGUCAUUGUCUGACGAUUGAGAAGGCAAUGUCGAAGAGGCACGCUGUAAUAGUAACCCAAUAACGCGAUUCUCGUGCCCCUUCCGGAUGCGCACAGCAUAUAUAUGGACGAAGCGAAGGCGACGAUUUUUUAUUCACGAACGUUGAUCGAGGUGAACGUCUGCCAAGAGAAUGACGAGCAUUUCGUGAGUUCGUCAUUCGCUAGAACGAACUUGAACGGGCGAACGGAUUUUUGUGCCGUCGUCGAUCAGUGCGCGAGGGUGACGAUCCGCGGGUGAACACAUUUAUGGAGCAGAGAUUUCCGAGAUCGAGUCCUUGGAUGACAAACUUGAGCCCUCCGCGAAGAGAAGCCGGAAGAAUCGGCAUCGCUCGAAGCAUCGCACCCGCGCUGUUGGCUGUGUCGAGAAGUGGGAACUCAUUUUCUUGAGAAGAAUGAAUCGAGAUAUGGAGAUCAAGAUGACGUCCCAUUACCAAGCUCGAGAACACCGGCUCGGCUGGAUCCUGAAGACCCUCCUCCUCAUCUGCUUCGCUUUGGUCUCCAGCCACGAAGGGGUGCCUUUGAACCAUCAGAGCACACCGGACGCGUCCACCCUGAAGAUAGAGGCCCGAGAGUCGGAGGCGUCGAUAACCCUGGGAAAGGAGCUCAUGCUCGGCCCAUCGUCGUCGCCGACCAACGCGGCGUUCCUCACCAACGACUCCAACGACGUCGCGACGACGAGGACCGAUCCGCUCGUGACCUCCACAGUCGUCGACCAGGUGUUUGCCGACGGACUCAGUGGGAACUUCGUCCAGAAACCCGCGGCCAAGAGUCCUCGAUGGUCUUCACUCGUCCCUGAUAGCCGUCACUGGACGAGCACGACAGGCUCGAAGGCUGUCUGGAAGAAGGACAGUUAUCUCGAGGCACUAAGACACUCUCGCGGUGACCCGCGAGAAGCUGUCGCACGGGUGGACUCGAAGACGAAGGCGAAUAGAAGGGAAUACGUGCCGGGGCCCGUUUACAAACCGGACCCGGCCUACGGCCCGUCCGAGUCCGCGUACCCGUCCAAGGGCUCGCAAGUCGCCUACGGCACCAUGGGCGUCCCUUCGUCCGCCAUUAAUGCCUACCCGCAGUCCUUCAGGCCGUCGAUGCUGGAGUCGAACGAUCACUACGGUCCACCGCACAACCCACCGAGCUCCUCGUUCUACCCGCAGAGCUCGUACGGCCCGCCCGAGAAUUCGUACCCGCCGCCACAACAAGCUUACGGCGCUUCCAUACACUCCUCGCCGCCGUCUCCGGUAUACGGGGCACCUUACGCGCUGCCGGAUGUGUCUCAUAUCUCCAUCUUGCCGACCUUCGACCUGGGCUGGCCGAUUGCCUUGAAACUGAACGCCUUCACUAUCGCGAAGAUCAUACUGAAGCUGGUAAUCUUCAAGAUGAUUGUGAAAUUCAUCGCGGCGAUUUGCCUGCUGCUCUUCAUACCCAAGCUGGAGAUCAUCAAGAAGAAGGGCAACAAGCACGAGGACGAUGAAGAGCGAGGCUUGUCGUCGCCUUACGCCACCUCGGAAACACUGAACGAUCUCGAAUCCAUCAUACGGAGCUCCGUCGAGAAAUACGAGGCGCUUAACGACGCCGCUUCCAGCUCGACAUCGACGCAGAAAUGCACGACACCCGGCUGCCGCGUCGCUGAAGCUUUUACGUUCCGCGAAUCUUGGGACGACUACUUGAAUUUAUUCAAGAGCUACGUGGAAGAAGAGAGGCGGCUCGCGAAGAGAAAAGAGCAGUGAGAAACUUGUCGCUGUCGUUGUCGUCGGGUUCCAUUCUCGUCGUCGCCGUCCUCAUCUCGUCUC
Harpegnathos saltator (Jerdon's jumping ant) is the source of this 2477-nucleotide messenger RNA. RefSeq lists its product as uncharacterized. Lineage: Eukaryota; Metazoa; Arthropoda; Insecta; Hymenoptera; Formicidae. The transcript is spliced from 4 exons. The record is from RefSeq and is a predicted model, not a curated record. Bases 1083 to 2414 code for a protein of 443 amino acids.